UGUAACAACCUGUGUACACCCACCAGCAGCUCCGUCUCAUCAGCUGUUGGAGGAUGUUGCCUCGGAGGCAGAUAUGAUGUAAUCUAACGCUUCAGUCCCAAACCAGGGGGGGAGACAGACAGGGAGGCACAGAGCUGGAAAACAACCGCACCACACGGAUGGACCUCGGCUGCUCUGCUACUUCAUAAAAAGAACCAACAAACACUUUCAUCGAGCGGGUUUUUGGAGGUUGGUGGUUGGAGAAGGAGUCAUGUCGCGGAGGUUUGUGCCGACUAGCCGACAAAGAGGAUGCUGGAUGCGGGCCAGCAGUAGAAGCAGCACCGGCCGGGGAUGCUGCUGGUGAACUUGACUCCCCCCUCCUCCUCCUCCUCCUCCUCCUCCUCACAUCAGCUGUAAUUAACCACCAUGGCUCAGGAGUCCUCUGCUGCUCCAACAUCCUCCGUGUGAAAAUGGCCCGCACUCCGCCUCCAUCGGUCCGCCCUAGCUGUCGCCUUUUCGCCCGUGAUGAGGAGGAGGACGCCCGCUUCAGAUUUCACCACUCGCAGGGGCCUUCAUGCUCGCUAUGGAUCAUGCUCUAAAGCGGCUGAUGUGACAUUUUUGAGCUGUUAAUUUCGCAAAUUACACCCCUUUGCUGCCGGCAUCGAUUUCUCUUGCAGCGGAUAUAUAUAUAUAUAUAUUUUGGAGCCGGGAGAUGGGCCGCGUCCCCUUCUGCUGCACCUCGCUGUUGCCCUGCUGGGAUCUGAUCAUGCUUUCCUGAACCCUGCUUACCAUAAUGGCUCUGUGACAUCUCGCUAAACUUCAAAUUGUCCUGUUUUUGGUUCUUCUGGGGCAUUUUUUCCAGCUUUUUUCCCUCCCCUCGCCUCCACCGGCCACCCUGCAGAGCUGUGUCCAUGCAGUAGUUGCCCUGCGGGGGGAAAUGAGCAGCCUCCAUCCCUCCAGCAGAAGCCUGCCCGCUGCUCCUCCUGUCCACCGUGUGGUCCUGUGACAUCAGAGGGGUGUGGAGGUCCUGACAACCAUAAAACGUGGAGACGUGGUGGGGACGUUUGCCUUUCCAGCUCAGGUUUAAACCAUGGCCAAUGAACCUGUCAUCCUUAACGUGUAUGAUAUGUACUGGAUCAACGAAUACACUUCCAAUCUGGGCAUUGGAGUCUUCCACUCAGGCAUUGAGAUUUAUGGCAGAGAAUUUGCAUACGGGGGUCAUCCAUACCCUUUCAGUGGCAUCUUUGAAAUCAACCCUGGCAAUGCUGCUGAACUGGGAGAGACAUUCAAAUUCAAGGAGGCCAUUGUUUUGGGCACCACAGACUUCACAGAGGAGGACAUAGAUAAAAUCAUGGAGGAGCUUGGUAAAGAGUUCAAAGGCAACGCCUACCAUCUAAUGCACAAAAACUGCAACCACUUCUCUUCCUCGCUGUCUGAGUUGCUGUGUGGACGGGAGAUUCCUCGCUGGGUCAACAGACUGGCGUACUUCAGCUCCUGCAUCCCGUUCCUGCAGAGCUGCCUACCCAAGGAGUGGUUAACCCCGGCCGCCCUGCAGAGCCACAUCAGCCUCGGCCUCCACAAAGAGGAGCAGAACGAGUCCAGUGACGAGGACCCUUCGUCCCCGUCCGGAGCGGCCGCCACCGGCUCCUCCCACAGCUGUCGCCACACGAGGGUGUGAACUGCCCCACGUACACUAACCUCUGGACCUUCCUGCCACCUCUGCUAGUGGCUCAAGUGGCAUUAGAAGGCUUGAUCAACCACCUGACCUCAUACUGUUUGUCCUCUGAGUAAAGAGGCAGGAAAAGAAGAGUUCCCUCUUCCUGAAAGGAGCUGCUGCCAGAGACUUCAGACCUACAGAGACCCUGCCCAUCCUUUCUACAGACAACAGGAUGACAAAGGCAAACUUUGACCUGAGCACUAAAGCGUGGCUCAGACUCAACAACAACCACUUGUCUGAUUGUAGAUCUGAAGUUUGUAGUAUGUUAUUACUCGUCUUUUCCAUGAACUUUUAAACCUUUGUCAGCCUUGUUCCCUGCCCUGCCUUCAGAGCUGCUUUUGUAGAAUAACUAGAACUAGACACCUGAGGCUACUUAUAAUGACAUUACCAGAAAACUGCUAAUCUGCUCAAUUUCAACAAGUUCUCGUUCAAUAACCUCAAUGUGGCCUUCAGUUGAUAUCGUUGACUCCACUUUCUUUGUGUGGAACAUAAGAAGUUAACUUUGGCCAUUUUAGAGGGUUAACCUGGUUAAAGAGGAGUUGAUUGUUCCCCCGAUGUCAGUCUGAACUGGUAAAACUUUUGCAUGUUGAAAGAAUUUGACAUCCAAGUAAACUGAGACGCAUCAAGUAUUCUGAUCACAUCAAGUAUUUUUUCCUCCUUUUCCUAAAAGAAAUGAUCUAUAUAUAGACGGUCGUAAACAAUCAUGGGCAAAUACUGUUCAGUUUAAAUAGUUGCUGUUCAGACAGCCUCUGGCAGCCCGGUCGCUAUCUGUGAACAGCUCAGAGACACAAACACAAAGAAAGUCAAGCUGCUACACUGACAAUUAUUGACUUUGUGACCCAGUACGAUUUUUGUCUACGCUUUUAUAUCCAAGUGGUCUUUAUAUUAUAACGGUGCGAUAACUUCCAGGCUUGGUGAUACUGGUCUUAUUACCUUUUUUCACCAUUAAACAGAUAAAGACAGAGCUGCCAUUCACAAAGAAAAUCAGUAUUCUGCUAUAAAUUACAGUAAUCCUUAAAGGAAUAGUUUCUACAUAUCGGGAAAUACACUUAUUUGUUUCUUGCUGAGUGUUAGAUGAGAAGAUCCAUACUCUCACGUUAAACAUGAAGCUACAGCCAGUUAGUUUAGCUUCUCUGAAACAGGGAAACAGCUAGCCUGGCUCUCUUUAAAGGUGGUAAAAUCUUCAUAAAAGCCCCAUGAAAGCUCAUUAUAUAUUGUUUUGUUUAGUCUAUACAAAAACCAAAGUGUAUAAGAACAGCACAGACUCCAGGAACUUGUUUUUACACAUGUUUUUGUGUGAUUAAUAACAAAUAAUGAUUCAUAAAAAACAAGAUUUUACAUUUUAAUUAGUACGCUUUAUUGGUGCUGGUAGGCUCUUCUUUAUUUUAACCCUUGGACAGAGCCUUGAUAGUUGUUUCCCAGUUUCUUAAAGCUAAACUAAACAACUGUCUGAAGCUUCAUAUUGAUCCCACAGACAUCUAACUCUCAGCAGGAAAGUAGGUAAGUGUAUUUCCCAGAAUGUCAAACUAUUCCUUUGAGACCAUACUUUUACGUUUGAUUUAUUUCAACUGUGAACUAAACUGUGACAUGUUUAUAGAUACAGAGCAUUUUAAUGAUAGUAAAAAAAAACUUUUUAAGAAGUCCUUCUGAAGUUUGGUUUGUCGUAGAAGAUCAGAAUCCCAUAAAGGAAAAAUAUGAUGUCAUAAAGUUAUUUGUAGUCAUUGUGGUUUUAGCAUACAUGCAGGUAAACAACCCCCUUAAUGACUAUUUCCCCCCUCGGAUACCGAUGAUGGUGGUAAUUAUGAUGAUGAUAAUGAUGAUGACCAACAUCGGCUCCCUCAUUUUAAUUCAUGCCGCUUGUUUUUUUUAAAAAAUGCAAACGCUCAGUAAACCAGGCCACGUGUGAUUUGAAUCUUUUCCCAUCCCUCCUGCUGUAGUGUGUUUAUGGACAGCUACCCUUUCUCAGGAAGGAAAUCACAUGACUUGUAAUAGUGGCAGUCAUCUCAUUCCUGCUCAACACCUUCAUAAAUGGGGUCGAAAGUGCAAAUUAAUAAUUUGACUUCUUCCUCGUGUUAUAAAUAAGCUAUAUUCUUUUUUAUUUUUGAUGUAGUCUUACAUUUCACCAAGUGUAUUGUGUUCAGAUUUUUGGUAUAUUUUGAGUCGACAGGAGCUGUGCAGUGAUCAGUAUCCCAUGCUCAAAAGUCUUUGGCACUUUCUACAGAGCAGACCAGACAGGUAUUUUUUUCUAUCGUACUGUGUCAACCUUAACCUUGUAUUUCCUUUUCCUAACCCAAGAUGAUUUCAAGAAUGAUG
Messenger RNA from Morone saxatilis (striped sea-bass), 4009 nucleotides. Its product is annotated as deubiquitinase DESI2. NCBI's taxonomy places the organism in Eukaryota, Metazoa, Chordata, Actinopteri, Moronidae. Bases 1070 to 1657 code for a protein of 195 amino acids. The record is from RefSeq and is a predicted model, not a curated record. The transcript is spliced from 5 exons. Gene Ontology annotation, biological process: protein deubiquitination. Gene Ontology annotation, molecular function: deubiquitinase activity.